This is a messenger RNA of Microdochium trichocladiopsis, 1755 nucleotides long. Its product is annotated as cytochrome P450. The transcript has 2 exons. NCBI's taxonomy places the organism in Eukaryota, Fungi, Ascomycota, Sordariomycetes, Xylariales, Microdochiaceae. The coding region runs from base 1 to 1755 and encodes 584 amino acids. The record is from RefSeq and is a predicted model, not a curated record. Gene Ontology annotation, molecular function: oxidoreductase activity, acting on paired donors, with incorporation or reduction of molecular oxygen; heme binding; monooxygenase activity.
AUGAUUUCCACGGAUUCGAGUGCCAUGACGGCCAUAAGUGCCUUCAUCCUGGCUCCGAACGUCCUCAUUACGGCUGCUCUUCUUGUCGCCGGCAAUGCCGUCUUCUUUCUACUUUCUCGCCGCCCAAAGGGUUUCCCCCCUGGCCCGCCUGGUCUCCCAGGCCUCGGCAACCUCUACCAGAUCAACAAGUCGAUCCCUGCCUUGACCUACAGCGCCUGGGCGCUCAAGUACGGCCAAGACAAGCCCAUGGGCGUCAAGCUGGGCAGCACCAACAUCGUGGUGCUCAACAGUGCGCGGAUGGUGCGCGACCUGUUUGAGCGGCGCGGGGCCAUCUACAGCGACCGGCCGCGGCCGAACGGCGAGGACGAGAAGUGGAAGUUCCAGACGCACCAGGUGCCAGCCUCGCUCUUCCACGACAGCGGGCCCUGGCUGACGCGGUGGCGCAAGGAGUUCAACGGGGCCCUCGGCAGCGCGGCCGCCGUCGCGCGCCUGCACCCGAUGAACGACGCCGAGACGGCCCGCGUGCUGGUCGCGCUGCUCGAGGCCGGCCCGGCCGCCCGGCGCGCCGACCUCGAGGACAUGAUCCUGAGCUGGGUCACGAGCGUGCCGUGCAUCGCCGUGGUCGGGCGGCGGCCCGACGCCAUGGCCCACCACGGCUUUGAAAUGGACGUCUUCCGGCGCCGGACCGCCGGCUACAUGAUGCUCCACAAGCCCGACCUAAUGGACCGGAUCCCGGUGCUCAGGCACCUCCCCGGCAAGUUUGGCAUGGCCCGCUGGAGGGCCAAGUCUCAGGCCGUCGCGAAGGAAGUGUUUGAGAUCAAAGACCAGUUCCUCAGCGCGGCCAAGGAGCACCGGGCGGCGCUGGACGCUGCCGCCGCCGCCGGAAAAGGUCUCAACAACAACAACAACGGAACCGAAGGGCUCUAUGAGAGCCUAGGGGCCAAGAUGCUGCGGGAGCAGCGAGAGAACAGAGACAAGGACGUGUGGACGGACCUAGGCCUUUCGGCGUGGAACAUUGUUGCGGCAGCCAUGUACACGUCGCUUGCCACCUUUUCCACCAUGCUGAUGAUCGUGGCCAAGUACCCAGAGGUGCAGCAACGCAUCAGGGAAGAGGUGCUGCAAGUGUCGGGCGGCGACGGGGCGCCAUUGAAGUCCACUGACGUUGCCCGCUUGAUGUACACGGAGGCAUUCUGGCAUGAGGUCAAUCGGUGGAGGCCGGUAGCCCCCCAGGGCAUUCCACACGCUCCCGCUCAAGAAGACGUGUACGACGGAUACCAGAUUCCCAAGCACACUGCGGUGUACGCCAACGUGUGGCACAUCCACCACUCUCCGGAGGACUACGAGUCGCCGGAAAAGUUCGAUCCGGAGCGGUUCCUACGCCACCCCUUCGGGAUGCGGCCGGGCGCGGCGCACGACCCAACCACCAUGGACGCAUCGGCGGGCUCUGCGACGGCGAGCGCCCGCGCCACGUACUCGUUUGGGUUUGGGCGCCGGGUAUGUCCUGGGAUGCUGCUGGCCAAGCAGAGCCUGAUGCUGGGGCUGGCCAAGAUCUUGUGGGCGUUUGACGUGCUGCCAGCCCAGGCAGGGGAGGAGCUGGAUCUGAACGUCGAGACGGGCUUUGUGCAGGGGCUCAUCACUUUCCACCCCAAGCACCUCGAUGUCUCGCUGAAACUGAGGCCGGGACGCAGCAAGCAGGAUAUCCUGGACCACUACUCGGAGACCUACAAAGUCGAGGCCGAGCUUAUGGGCUGGUAG